Molecule: messenger RNA, 348 nt
Organism: Sphenostylis stenocarpa
Lineage: Eukaryota; Viridiplantae; Streptophyta; Magnoliopsida; Fabales; Fabaceae
Source: the annotation of a GenBank genome assembly
AUGACGCGUGUGAGUCUUGAUGAAGCUAAGAUAAGCACAAGGGAAACAAUGUUGUUUGCAGUUGAGAGGGUAAAGCCAAACGUUUUUUCUGGGGAAGCUAAAAUGGAUACAGAAGAUUGUAUGCUUGAAACGGAUAGAGUUGUGAUUUAUGAAAUUACUCCAGAGAAUCUAGUGAAAAGAUUUGGGACCAUGUUUGGAAAGAGAGAAAGAGAGAAUGUUGAUUAUUUAUUUAUGGGUAAGUGGUUGUUUCUAGGAAGGACAGGAAAAGUGGGUAAUGGUGAUUCUGAAAAACGUAUAUGUGUGCCAGAAAGAGAAGUUAGCCGUUUGAGUGAUAAAGGAGACUGUUAG